Pipistrellus nathusii (Nathusius's pipistrelle) is the source of this 1137-nucleotide messenger RNA. Lineage: Eukaryota; Metazoa; Chordata; Mammalia; Chiroptera; Vespertilionidae. The record is from the annotation of a GenBank genome assembly.
AUGAGGAGCCUCGUGGCGCUGCUGGCAGCCCUCGCGCUGUGCCAUGCCUCUGGGAUCACCAGGAUCCCUCUGCACAAGGGCAAGUCCAUCCGGAAGGCCCUGCAGGAGCGCGGGCUCCUGGAGGACUUUCUGAGGACGCACCAGUAUUCCGCCAACGCCAAGUACCGGUCCGGCAAGGUGGCCAAUGAGCCCCUCUUCAACUACAUGGACUGCCAGUACUUUGGGAAGAUCUCCAUCGGGACCCCGCCUCAGGAGUUCACCGUGAUCUUCGACACCGGCUCCUCCGACCUCUGGGUGCCCUCCGUCUACUGCAAGAGCAAGGCCUGCCAGAAACACCACCGCUUCGACCCGGCCAAGUCCUCCACCUUCCGGGACCUGGGCAAGCCUCUGUCCAUCCAGUACGGCACGGGCAGCAUGGAGGGCGUCCUGGGCACCGACACCGUCAUUGUCUCCGGCAUCGUGGACACCCAGCAGACCGUGGGCCUGAGCACCGUGGAGCCCGGGGACACCUUCAUCUACUCGGAGUUCGACGGGAUCCUGGGGCUGGGCUACCCGUCCCUGGCCUCCGAGUACUCGGUGCCCGUGUUCGACAACAUGAUGAGCAAGCACCUGGUGGCCCAGGACCUGUUCUCCGUCUACAUGAGCAGGAACGGCCCCGGGAGCAUGCUCACACUGGGGGCCAUCGACCCAUCCUACUACACCGGCUCGCUGCACUGGGUGCCCAUCACUGUGCAGGAGUACUGGCAGUUCACCGUGGACAGCGUGACGGUGGACGGCGUGGUGGUGGCUUGUAACGGUGGCUGCCAGGCCAUCCUGGACACGGGCACCUCCAUGCUGGUCGGGCCCUCCAGCGACAUCCUCAGCAUCCAGAAUGCCGUCGGCGCCACCCAGGACCAGUAUGGCAUGAUCAACUGCGGGAGCCUGAGCAGCAUGCCCAACGUGGUCUUCCAGAUCAACGGCAAGAAGUACCCGCUGCCCCCCUCCGCCUACAUCAGCCAGGACUCCGGCUUCUGCUCCAGCGGCUUCCAGGGCGACGACAGCUCCGAGCAGUGGAUCCUGGGCGACGUCUUCAUCCGCGAGUACUACAGCGUCUUCGACCGGGCCAACAACCGCGUGGGGCUGGCCAAGGCCGUCUGA